Molecule: messenger RNA, 3332 nt
Organism: Rhopalosiphum maidis (corn leaf aphid)
Lineage: Eukaryota; Metazoa; Arthropoda; Insecta; Hemiptera; Aphididae
Product: protein PFC0760c-like
Exons: 17
Coding region: 211-3285 (1024 amino acids)
Source: RefSeq, a predicted model, not a curated record
UUGUUCAUUCCAUUUUGCUAUACUGCACUUGAAGAUUACAUUAAUAUAAUUAUAAUUAUAAUAUUAAUAGCCAUUACAACAACUAGAUUAAUUGAAAAUAUUAAUAAUAAAUGUGUACAAUGUUACUUCACUAUAUCUUACAUUAGUAAAUGGACAUAUUCUGUAAAUUUAAACAGUGGUUGUGUGUCGUAGUUUUCAUAAAUUAAAAAAAUGAAUAAUUUUGAACACAAUGAUCCCGGUCAGAGUAUAUUCCAGGGCUCUGAUUUGGCCAGUAUUCAGGUGAAUAAUAACUUCCAAGAUGACAAUGAAGAUCAUUUGGAUAUACAGAGACUCGAUCAAGAGCUCAAAAUAGAAUUGGAUGAAGUUUUUAACGAAAGUGGAGCUAAUAUGAGUGUUAUUAGUUCAAGUCAUUGUAGUGAUGCUUCUGAUGAAGAACUUGCAGAACUUGAAAGUAAUGGAAGUCAUUCUCGAUCUAUUCACAAAUCAAAGAGAAAAAAAGCUUCAAUGCGUUCUAACCCAACCUUUCAACAUUUACAACAUUAUAUGAAUACAAACUUUCAACCUGAUUUUCAUGGAGAUGGCUCAUAUCCAUCACCAAUACCACAAUACAUCCCCCAAGUCAAAAGUGAUAAACACGGAGAUAAACAUAUCACAUCUAAUGACGUUGCACAAAAUAUUAGCAAACAGUAUGUCUAUGAAGGAAUUUCAAAUGAAGCUAAUUAUGAAACAUUGCAAGCUCUGUAUGAAAUGAGGCGUGGUGAAGUAAAUAGAUUAGAAAAAGAAUUAUCUGAAUUUAAAAUGCAAGCUGAAGCAGAAAUUGAUAAUUUGCGAAAAAAAUUGUUAAUCAAUGAAUCUGAAGGUCAAAGGACAGUCUUGGAGUAUCAGCAUCAAUGUGAGAAUCUUAAAGAAAAUAUUGAACAUUUGGAAAAUCAAAAUUUAGCUUUGAAACUUAAUGUAGAAACAAAAGAUAAAAUGAAUUCUAAGCUAACUAAAGAACUAGAAACAAUUCGCAUUAAUAUGAAAACUCUCGAAGAAUCACUUACCAAUCUCUCACGUAAUAAUGGUUCAAGGCAAUAUGAUACAAAUGUGGACUGUAUUGUAAAUGAUUUGAAAAAAAAGCAUAGUCAAGAAGUUAUUAAUUUACAGAAUCAAUACAAAAGUGUUAUAGAACAAUUACAUUUUAAAGAUCGUAAUUGUACAUUGUUAACAAAUGAGCUAAAAAAACUGCAACAAGAACACCAUCGUAUUAUAUCAGAAAAUAAUGGUUUGAUUAAUAAUCUAAAAAAAGAAUUAAAUGCAGCACAAAAUAAUAAACUAUCAGUUUCCAAUAACUAUGAUCAUAUUUUAAAUUUAAACAGUCAACUUAUUGAAUGUUCCAAACAAAAUGAACAGCUAAAUAAUACAUUGCAAAGGCUAACAGUUGAAAACGAAAAACUUCAUACUAAUUUGAAUGAUUCACAUGUUGGUAAUAAUUUGCAAAAUGUUAAUGAUGGAAGUAACUUAGAGGAAGAUUAUCAGAAAAGUUUAGAAUUGUUGCAAAAACAAAGAGAUGAUGUAAAAAAUUUAACAGAAAUGUUAAGUGUCAAAAAUAGAAGCAUUGCUGAAUUGGAAAAGAAAGAAAUUACAUACCAACAUUGUAUACGUAAAAUACAGUUAGAAUUAGAGAAAUAUUCUUGUGAUAAAAGCCAAAUCGGCGAUCAUUCUAAUCAUUGUGAAACACUACGUAAUGCUUUAGAAUUGCAAUUAGAAGAUACCAUGUGCAAGCUAAUUCGAACAGAAGAAAUGUCUACAGUUUCAAAACAAAUGAUUGAAAAUGAUAAGAUAGUAAACAAUAAUUCAAUUGAGGAAUAUAUGCAUUAUCAUCAGUCAUCAUUAGAAAAUAUUUCAAAACAAAAAGACGAGGAAAUAGAAAAACUUAAAAAUCGAAUGGAAGAAUAUAUUAAAGAAAUUGAUGAACUAAAACAACUCUAUGUUAAAGUGUGUUCAGAGAAGGAGAAUAAUUUAAAUGAAAAAGAAAGAUUAGAAAAACGUUUUGAUGAAUUGUCUUCUCAAUUUGAAACACUAGAUAAACAAUACGGCACUGUAGUGAAAGAAAAAGAAGAAUUAGCAAUUACUUUAAUUGGUUUAAAAAAAGAAAUAAGUGCUGAUCAAGAUUCUUUUCAAAAACAAUCAUUGAUAAAAGAAAUUGAAGAUUUAAAAAAUGAGUUAAUAUUGCAUAAACGUCAAAAAGAGAUGAUUGCUAAAUUAAAAAUUGAUUUGAUUCAAUCUAAAGAAAGAGUAUUGUCUUUGGAACAGCGAUUACAAUUUGAGUGUGAUUCUAAAGUCGCUACUUAUAUUGAUCAAUUAGAAAAAUUAAAAAUAGAGUAUGAAGAAAAGGUUAAUGAAUUAAAACAAGCAAAAGAUAUAAUUUAUAAGUUAACCAAUUCUGAUUUACAAACUUCUUCAAAAGUAAUUGAUGAUGAAAAAACUUUGAAAUCAAAAUUAUUGGAUUAUGAAAAUGCAUUGUCUAAUAUAGAAAGGAAACAUAAACUUGCAAUGAAUGAAAUGUCAUUCAAAUACAAAAAUGAAUUAGAUGAAUUGGAGAUGAUUUAUAAUAAAAAAUUUAAUGAGGAAAAAGUUGCUUGUGGUAAAUUAAUUGAAGAGCUUAAAAGCAAACAUAAGAUUGAGAUAGAAACAUUGAACACUGUGGCAAAACAGAAUGCAGAUGAAUAUGCAAAACAGGAAAUUAUACAAAUAGUUGCUCAUCAUAAACAGCAGUUUGAAAAAGCUAAAGAGAUUAUAACAUUAAAAAAUAAUCAUAUUAAAGAACUUGAAAUUAAAUUAGAAAAUGCCAAAACAGAAUUUUCAAAUAAGAUUCGUCAGUAUGAACAGUUUAAGGAAAUGCAUACUAGUUCAUCAAACAUAAAUAUGCUCAAACAACAAAUUGAAGAAGAAAGGUCAAAAUUUGCACAAAUAAUGACCAAUUGGUCUCAAGAGAUGCGUCAGAUGAAAGAUAAAUUAUCUUCAACAGUAUCCGAGUUGGAAAAGUUACAGGCAAAGUAUACAAAAGUGAAACACGCUGCAUUGGGUUAUAAACAUGCCAACCAAAAACAACAUCUUAUUUACAAUGAAUUAUUGAUAAACUGUGUUCGUUUCCUGGAUGAACUUAAAACCAAAACUGAUGAGCUUUUGACACAUAGAGAAAAUGAAAUUCAACAAGCACUUGAUGAAUUUGAAAAUGAUUGUAAACAAAGACGUUUAGCAUUUAGUAAUUUUAAUAAAUUAUCAAGUCUUAACACUAGUUGAUAUUUUGUAAAAACAAUCAUUCUGUAUAAAUGUUUUAAAAUAUUUUU